AUGAUGUUCAUCGGCGAGGACAUGGUCUUAGGCUACUCGGUCGACGAGAUAUGGUUACGGAACCUGGCGAAGAAAUUUGGAUACAUCGGCGACCCCAACCCCGCUUACCUCGCCCUCUAUCAAGAAGAACGCCAUUCUGAACUGAUGCAACACCACGAGCUUGAGGGCACAAUGGCUCUUGGGAGACGGAUCAUCGAGAAGGUGAAGAUACGAGGUCUCAGGAUAUUGCCUGUGUAUAUCUUCAACUGUCAUUCCUGCAUGUACUGGUCGCUUCCGUUCUCCAUGCACCCCGAAGGCCGAUCAGCAAAAAAGACCGCGCGGCUCGAGUUCUUCAAGACGGUCAUCUGCGAGGAGGAUGAGCCGCAAUGGUGGGCAUCGACUGACGGGGAUGCACCGCGAGCGGUGCGACACAUGAGCGAGCCGCGCGAGGAUCGCUGGAGGUUGACGCUGCAGUCCCUUCCAGGAUGGGACGAGGAGUCUGGAGACCUCCUGAGGGUCGAGGAUGUGCCAAUAAUCCGUGAUGAGGAUGGGAUGAUGAUUGAGCCUCCUCCCUUUCUGAGAAAGCGAGCCAAGCGGGCCUCUGAGAGUGAUUCUGAGACGGUACGGCCAUCUUUACCAGCAGAGUUGAGCCCCCAUUUGUCAACAGAGCAGGUUUGUGAAAGCGAUGUCGAGACGCUAAGGCUUUCAUCACCGGACGCCAGCGAGACAGGCGAUUGUGAUAUGGAGAACAGAGAGGCAGAGACGGACUCGGUGGAGCACAGCGACGUGCACUGA
Heterobasidion irregulare TC 32-1 is the source of this 774-nucleotide messenger RNA. RefSeq lists its product as uncharacterized. Bases 1 to 774 code for a protein of 257 amino acids. The record is from RefSeq and is a predicted model, not a curated record. Lineage: Eukaryota; Fungi; Basidiomycota; Agaricomycetes; Russulales; Bondarzewiaceae. The transcript has 2 exons.